UUUGAGGCUUUGAGCAUUCCCCAAAUAAACAUUGAAGUAGCAAGUGACGAAUUUAUCUUGAAUAUAUAAUUAAAGUUCAAAUUUGGUAAUUAAUAUUUUGAAAAGAAAUGAAAAACAGAGUGGUAAAGAGUAAAAGACAAAGAAGUAUACAAAUCCAACGGUCAGAAAACAAUCAGAUUUAGAAAAAAAUCCUAAAGCCAACCACAGAGAAGCCCUCAGCCAUCUCAAUUUGGCAGACAACCUCUGUCGCUUCCUAAAUCUCGAGUUUCCCUCCCCUCCUGGUCUUACGAUCCUAAACCAAACUUUAUCUUUUUCCUUUUUUUAAUCAUUUCACUCGCAACGGUUUUCGAGGUAAGCAGUAAGCAGAGAUUCCAAACCGAGAAGAGACUAAAGAAAAGAAGAAAGAGAAAAGCAGAAGUUGGUGGUAGUGGUGGUGGAGCUCAAAUUCUAUCAACUAAUCUUUCAAUCUCUGCAUUUUGCACUAGUAAAAAGUUGCUUUUGUCUUCUCUCUUUUCCUGUUAAAAAUGGAAAACAACUGUGUAAAAAAGCUGCUUUUUGGCUUCUGCUUCUUCUGUUUGUGUGUGCCAUUGGCUACUGCUUCUGACAGCCUUCUCUCUCCCAAAGGUGUCAACUUUGAAGUGGCGGCAUUGAUGUCGGUGAAGAGAGAUAUGAAGGAUGAGUUGCCUGUGAUGGCCGGUUGGGAUAUAAACUCCGUUGAUCCUUGCACUUGGAACAUGGUUGGUUGCUCCACUGAGGGCUUUGUAAUCUCCCUUGCAAUGGUCAGCACGAAUUUAUCUGGGAUGCUCUCGCCGAGUAUUGGGAACUUGAGUCACCUUCAAACACUGUUGUUACAAAACAAUCAGUUAUCUGGUCCAAUCCCGGCUGAGAUAGGGUGGCUUUCAGAGCUUCAAACUCUUGACCUCUCGGGUAACCAGUUUUCUGGAGACAUUCCGAGCUCUUUGGGGCUUUUGACUCAUCUAAGUUACUUGAGGCUGAAUAGAAAUAAGUUGAGUGGUCAUAUUCCAAAACUUGUUGCCGAUCUCGCAGGUCUUUCAUUCUUAGAUUUAUCGUUUAACAAUCUUAGUGGUCCUACACCAAAAAUACAGGCAAAAGGCUACAGUGUUACAGGCAAUAGCUUUCUUUGCAAUCCUUCAUCACCAGACUCGGCACAAAUCUGCAUCGGUGUCUCCAAACCUAUAAACGGGACAGGUUCACCACAGAAAGUCAGCAGUCACCACCGAUGGGUGCUUUCUGUUGCUCUAGGCAUUAGUUGUACAUUUGUCAUUUCCAUAAUGCUGCUUGUUUUUUGGGUGCAUUGGUUCAGAUCUCGUCAUCUCUUUACAUCUUAUGUGCAGCAAGAUUAUGAAUUUGAUAUUAGUCAAUUGAAGAGGUUCUCCUAUCGAGAAUUGCAAAUUGCUACCGGCAAUUUCAGUUCCAAAAACAUCCUAGGGCAAGGUGGAUAUGGAGUCGUUUAUAAAGGAUGUCUUCCAAAUAGGACAAUGAUAGCAGUUAAGAGACUGAGAGAUCCAAAUUUCACUGGAGAAGUGCAGUUUCAAACUGAAGUUGAAAUGAUUGGCUUGGCUUUGCAUAGAAACCUUUUACGUUUAUAUGGAUUUUGUAUGACUCCAAACGAGAGGUUGCUUAUUUAUCCUUUUAUGCCAAAUGGAAGUGUUGCUGACCGCUUGAGAGAGACUGGUCAAGAAAAACCAUCAUUGGAUUGGAACAGAAGACUCUGUAUCGCCCUUGGGGCAGCCCGUGGACUUCUAUACUUGCAUGAACAGUGUAAUCCAAAAAUUAUUCACAGGGAUGUCAAAGCUGCGAAUAUUUUACUUGACGAAAGUUAUGAAGCUGUGGUUGGGGAUUUUGGUCUUGCCAAGCUUUUAGAUCGGAGGGAAUCACAUGUCACUACUGCAGUGCGGGGCACUGUAGGACACAUAGCCCCGGAGUAUCUCUCAACUGGACAGUCUUCCGAAAAAACUGAUGUUUUUGGAUUCGGCAUACUGCUUCUGGAACUCGUAACCGGCCAAAAGGCAUUAGAUGCUGGAAAUGGUCAAGUUCAGAAGGGAAUGAUUCUUGAUUUGGUUAGAACCCUACAUGAGGAGAAAAGGCUUGAAGUGUUAGUAGACCGAGAUCUUAAAGGAUGUUUCGAUGCAAUCGAACUGGAACAAUGUGUCGAGUUAGCUCUUCAGUGCACUCAAUCAAGCCCCAUCCUCCGACCAAAGAUGUCAGACGUCUUGAAGAUUUUGGAAGGCCUUGUUGGGCAUUCAGGACAUACAGAGGUAUCACAAGGCGGAACCAACCUCUUUGAGGCCAGGGCUCAUGAUUUCUCCAGGACUUGUAGUGAUGUGCGUCAAGAGUCGUCUUUCAUCAUUGAAGCCAUGGAACUUUCAGGACCUCGGUGACAAGAAAAUAUCGAGUUGUAGAUUUAAAGUGCAACUGUAAAUGCAGACGUGGAUUAGGUCAGGUCGCCAGGGCCGUCAUUCCACCCUCUCGCAGCUAAGUUCAAAAGGAAAGUGCAACUGUAAAUGAAUCUUACAUUUUGUUGUUGGGAUAGAGUUGCUAAUUUCCCUUAGAGUUCUUUCCUAAUCAAACUAACAUGAUUACUUACAAAUGAGAACUGGAAUUAAUCUUAAUUUUCUGCGUUUAUUAAAA
Malus domestica (apple) is the source of this 2652-nucleotide messenger RNA. Its product is annotated as probable LRR receptor-like serine/threonine-protein kinase At5g45780. Gene Ontology annotation, biological process: protein phosphorylation. Gene Ontology annotation, molecular function: protein binding; protein kinase activity; ATP binding. The record is from RefSeq and is a predicted model, not a curated record. NCBI's taxonomy places the organism in Eukaryota, Viridiplantae, Streptophyta, Magnoliopsida, Rosales, Rosaceae.